Molecule: messenger RNA, 3819 nt
Organism: Vitrella brassicaformis
Lineage: Eukaryota; Vitrellaceae
Source: the annotation of a GenBank genome assembly
CCCAAACAGCCAGAUAGCCAGGAAGAGGCGGACAGACCCAGUGCACUUGACCACAACCACAAUCACACACCACCCCCCGCUCAGACAUACACCGCUCAGCCAUCCAUAUCCAUUCAUUCAGUCAUCCAUCCAUCCAUGCAUGAGAGCUACACAUCAUCCAUGAGAUCUUCUAUGCGCCAGAGUCAGACGAGGCCUGCCUGCCUGGCUGUCUGUUUGCUUGGCUGGCAUGCUGUGUUGUCUAGCUACGUGCCCGCCCCGCCCUUGUCUCCCCCCCCAGCACCACUGUCGUGUCUGUGUGUGGAUGUGCGUGCGCCGGUGUGGAACUUGGGUGCCUGCGGGACGGUGAGUGGCUUGUCAGAUCGCCUGACGGGCGGGGGCGGGUGGAACACCGGUGCCGGCUUGGCCUUGGGCACCGCCUCGGCACGCAACGCCGCCCUCUCCUCGCGAAGACGCUGCGCCUCCUCUGACUGCAUACACACACACACAUACACACACGUGUGGAUGAGUGCGGGCGGGUGCCUGCCUGCCUGCCGCCAGCUGACUGACAGACAUACCUGUUUCUUCUUGCGCUCAGCUUCGGCGGCGGCUUCCUUUGCCGCACGCCGGGCCUCCAUCUCGCGCCACUUGGCGUUGCGACUGCACGGCAGCAGACACAUGUGUGUAUGAGAGGGAGGAUUCACACACACAGGUGGAUGCGAUGCUGCGGUGUCUGUCACCUUCCUUCACCUGUCGACUGCGAGGUUGAAUGGGAGUGUCUCGGUGAGGUGGAUGGAUCGGGACUUCGACAGCCCCUUAUCGCCGCCGGCACCACCACCACCACCACCGCCAACGCCGUGACUGUUGGCAGCGGGGGGAGGCUGCGGCCACACACAUACACAAGAAAGUCGACACACACACACACAGACACACGUGUUUAUUGCCUUCGUCCUGACAGCUGGCUGACCUUGGGUAUGUAUGGUCUGGCUUUGAACGAUGCCUGCUCGCGCUUCUUGCGCUCCUGAGCAUCGACCUGACGACAGUCGAAAGUCCACACGCACGUAAGGAAACACGCGAACGAAUGCGACCAGUGAGUGGUAAGGCAAGCAGCACGGACUGACCUGCUUCUGGAACUCUCGUCUGGCAUACUCGUGUCGGUGCUCGCUGGACAGGUCGAAGGGCUUCGGGGCCGUCAGGGGGCGACGAUCCACAGACGCCGACCGCAGGGAACUGCCGCCCUUCUUCUGCACAUACACACACAUCAUCCGUCCAUCCACACACGCGACCUUAUGUGGGUGUGGGCGUGUGUGUGAGUGAGAGGUGGUAAGUGGUGGGUGGGGUGGUAGAUACAUACCAGUAUGUUGGUGGGCACGGGGUUGGCCUUGACUUUGCGUCGCUCCGCGUGCUCCUGCUCCUCGUGGGCCACGCGAACCUCAAACUCAUGACGGUAAUGCUAAACACACACACCGCACACACAUAAACACAUUUCACACAUGUGUGUGUAGUGGUGUGGGUGCGGGUGUGGGUGUGUUUGCCCUGCCUGUCCUCGCUGCUCUGUGGCGAGCUGGAAGGCUCUCGGGACGGUCGGCUUCCCCACACCAACACCCGCCCCCGAUGCUACGCUCACAUGCUCUCUAUCAGAUCCGUGGUCAACCUCACUCUGAUGCACACACGACACACAAAGACAGAACUCAGUCAGCACAGCGGUGAAUAUGACGACAAAAGGCCUGUCUCUGUCUGUGUGUGUGUCAUGUGGAUGUACGUACCUGUGCGAUAGGUUUGGCGCGUCCCUUGGUGGCGAGUGGGGGGGACUGGGGGUUCGUCAGAUCACGGCUGCCCACCUUGGGCUCAAACAACUGCGCACAUAGAUAGCACAAUGACACGUGUGUGUCCAUGUGUGUGUGUGUGUGGUGAACUCUUGCCAUUCACCGACUGACCGGUCGUUCGAGCAUUUUCUUGUUGAGGGGUCUGGCCUUGAAGUGCGCCGCCAACUCCUCCCCCUCCUGACCCCCAGCCCCACCAUCCCCACCACCGCCCCCAACACCCUCCUUGCUAUCACCACCGACCCCCUCAUCCAUACGGCUACCCUGAACACACCACACACAACACAACACAAUACAAUACAACAAUACCAUAUAACAAGCUCAUCCACACACACACACACGAAAGAAUCGCCUCGUGUGUGUGUGUGUGUGUUGUUGGUUGCCUCCUUUUUGUGUUUGAAUGCUGCGAGUGGUGGUGUGACGGGGUCGGUCAGCUGUGGCGGGGGCACGUGGGGCACCCCCAGCGGCCGGUCUGCGCGCAGCACCUUGGGGUUGAGCGGGCGGGCGCGGAAUGGCGGCAUCUUGGCCAUCUCAUCGGCCUCCUGCUCCUCACGGGAUACAAACCUGACCAACAAAUGCAUUGCAUUCACACACAGAGAGAGAGGAAAGACUUAUCCAUCUAUCGACCUAUCUGUGUGUGCGUGUUUGUGUGUGGUGGGUGCGUGCGUAGGUACCUACCUGGGAGGUUUGGGCGGCAGCUGUUCUGUGUGCAGGUUGAAUGGCUGAGGGCACGUCAGCUUGCCCCCGCCGGCUACGCCGCCGCCCUUCCCCCUCUCACCCCUGGCCCCCUCUCCCUUGGCCUCCUCCCCACGGAGCGACCUCUCAAACUCACGCAACGUGUCAGCCAACGGCGUGUGCCUCCCGUCAGCUCCUACACCGCCCCCCACCCCCUCUCCCCCGCCCCCCGCCCCCUCCAUCUCCCUGACCCGCAUCUCCGUGGCAAACCGGAAGGGCACGGCGGGCGUGGGCUUGCCCGUGUAGUGGGUGGCCGCCUUGCGGUGGCGGUCGGCGUGAGAGGGGCUGGGCUGGUAGGGCCCCAGACGCACGUCGGUCGACAGGGCGAACUCCUGGGGCAUGGUCAGCGGCUUGACGGACCGCUUCAUGGCCUGUCCCCCCACACCCGCCAGCACACGCGGGAGGGACUUCUCGUUGAGCUGCCGCAGUCGGGCGGCCUCGGUGCGCCCCUUGUGGAUCUCGCGCUGCUCCUGCAACUCACGCGACUCCUCAGAGGUGCCGCGGAGCCGGGCCGAUGUGGCGAAUCGGGGGCUGUGGGGGUUGGUGAGCUUCCUGUGGUGGGGGAGGGCAGCCGGGAGGGACGCCGUGUCGUGUUUGUCAUGGUCAGCAUGGUCCGUCUUGGCAUCCCCCGUCCCCCCCUCAGCAUCGUGAUCGUCCAGGUCUUGUGCGGCAGCUGCGCGGGUCUCCCAGGCCUCUGAGCCGACGAGGUAGAGGGGGAGGGGCUCCUCCUGCCGGAGGGCUUUGAGGACCGCCCCGUCCGCCGCCUCGACCGUGAGCCCGUCCUCCAUCGACCGCUUGCUGCCAGACUGGUCCUGGUGGUAGUCCUUCUGCUCCUUCUUCUCCUCUCCUGUGGUGGUCACCUCCUCCUCCUCCUCCUCCUCCUCGGCCGUCGCUGGUGCUGAUGCAGGUGAGGGUGCAGCCUCCCCAGCCUGGUGAGCCGCCUCCACGCCUUGGCCAGCCGAUUGCGAGGCCUCUUCGCCGCUCUGGCGGGCCAGAUCUGCCUCAGGUGCAUCGCCGGGCGGGGCGGAUGGCUGCUUGACGUCUGCUGCCGGUGGAGCGGGCUGCUCAUGGUCUGCCGGUGGAGUGGCGUCCGCAGGGCUCUCCUGGACGGGGCAUUUCGGCUCUACUGAUGGCAGCGGUGCGUCGUCGUCACCGUUGGCAUGGUCUUCCUCAGCUGUUGUGUUGCUGGGUCUGUCCUCGCCAUCAGUGCGCACCUUCGCCGAUGGCUGCGGUGCCUCCUCCUCGGUAUUCUUCUCCAUCGUCGUUCUCUCACGCUAUGUCAUCG